ACAGCUGUUGUUGAAAAAGAAAACAUCGAAAAUGCCAGCCCCAAAGAGAGGAUCAUCUCCUCAUGAUUCUCAGCCCAAGAUGAGGAAGUUGGAUGAGGAUGAGGAGGCUCUGCAAUCCAAAUCUGCACCAGCUACAAAUAAUAAGUCCCUUAUAACAGGAAAUACGCGAGAAAAGACAGCAGACCCACGGACUAAGAAAAAACUGUCUGCUUCACCGGAAGGGGGGAAUAAACCAGCCAAGUCAUCCAAACAGAGUUCCCCUCCAAAGGAUUCCAGCAAAACCAUUUCUGACCCACCUGUCAAAAAAUUCAAGCUCCUAAAAGCCACAAGUGCCUCCUGCGGAGAAGCUCCCUCGCAGAUAGCUAUCUCCAAAGCUUCCCUGAAGCGAACAACCUCCACAGAGUCUGAGGAUGAAUUAAGUAGUGACAGUAGUAAGACUGACUUCUUCAGAGAGAGGGACGAUGGCGACAAGGCCCGCUGCAUCAGAAAAUAUUCGAAUCGAGUCAAAGCUAAGCGCAAGGCUGAAGAGUCAACAUCUGACCCACAGGAGACAAGCCAAGGGUCACCUUCUACACCUGAAGACCCUGUUCAGAUGGACCACAAUUAUGGUAGAUUUUCAGAUUCAAGUAUGGGAGAGCCUAAUCAGGAUGAGAAAAAAGAAUCUGACCAGUCUGUCCCUGAACUAGAGAGACAAGUAAUGCCAGUAAAUGAGACACAAGCGGAGUCAAAGGAAACUUUAGUCUCUAUAAGAGCGAGUGCAAAAGAUAGCAUUGAAUUUGAGUGCCAGGCUGCUGAAAGUAAACAUGAGGAAUUAAAAAAUGUAGAGAGCCAACACUUCUUAGAUAAUGAAGCACUCAUGGCAUCAUGUAGACAAAUCUUAGCUUCUGUCACUGCAGCAGCUGCAGGGUUGCCCUGUAUCACAUCUGAGGCAGGGAAAAAUGAAAAGGACGAUGUCGCCGUCAAAAGCCAAAAGGAUGUAGAUCAUGAAACACUCGCAGCGUCAGACAAAACAUUAUGUUCUAGCACUGGAGAGGCAAAUCCAUGCUGUGAUGGGGAAGUACAGGUAGAUGAAAGGACAUACUCGUCUCAUAGAAGUCAGACAGAUGUUAGGAGUGACACUGAAACAAAGGAGACCACAGAGUGUGUUUCUAAGGUAAUGCAUAUGGAUCUAAAAUGUAAAAGUCAGGAUGAAGUGCAGGGAGCGAUUGAAGCAGCCAGUGUCUCUGCAGACCAUAGAAACUCUGCUCCAGAAGAGAUCCUGGUAGGAGGUAGUAAUCCAGAGAGUCAGACUGAGGAAAAUCUAACAGAGUGUGUUGGCAAUCCAGAGACUCAAACAGACCUCAGUGUCAAAAUUCAAGUUACUUUCAAAGAGGAAUCAAAAUUGGAAGAUCGAGUGAGCCAUGAAGUGCCAGAUACAAUUACCAACUCAUGUGACGGUGUGGACAAACUAGUCAGAAAGUCUGAAGGAAAAGCUUGAGGAAAGUGAAAGGAAAGGAGUGGAGUUCCUUUC
This is a messenger RNA of Cottoperca gobio, 1510 nucleotides long. RefSeq lists its product as uncharacterized. Bases 32 to 1477 code for a protein of 481 amino acids. NCBI's taxonomy places the organism in Eukaryota, Metazoa, Chordata, Actinopteri, Perciformes, Bovichtidae. The transcript has 2 exons. The record is from RefSeq and is a predicted model, not a curated record.